This is a messenger RNA of Acanthosepion pharaonis, 507 nucleotides long. The record is from the annotation of a GenBank genome assembly. Lineage: Eukaryota; Metazoa; Mollusca; Cephalopoda; Sepiida; Sepiidae.
AUGCAUCUAUCUAUCUAUCUAUCUAUCUAUCUAUCUAUCCCAGCCUUUUUAUACCUAUCUCUCAGCCAUUUCCUGUCUAUCUCUUUCUCUCUCUGUAUCUUUCCGAAUUUUUAUCAGUCUUCUUCUUCUUCUGUUUUAGUUCUUCUUUCUCUUGGUUUCUAUAUUUCCUUUCUAUUCAUGUCACUCUUCUUUCUUUCUUUCUUUCUUUCUUUCUUUCUUUCUUAUGUAAUUUUUGAUAUCAAUUUCUUUUUUUUUGUUAAUUGGGCUCUUCUUCUUCUUCUUCUUCUUCUUCUUCUUCUUCUUCUUCUUCUCGAGACUUUCUUUCCACCCCACCUAAUUCCACAUUUCACUUUCCACCUCUCUCAUUCUACCUUUCUCUUUCCACCUAUCUCUUUUAACCUCACUCAUUCCUCCUCUCUCAGUCGGCCUUACGCAUUCCACCUCUCUCUUUCCACCUCUCUCUUUCCACCUCUCUCUUUCCACCUCUCUCUUUCCACCUUACUCUGA